Molecule: messenger RNA, 1551 nt
Organism: Phytophthora sojae
Lineage: Eukaryota; Oomycota; Peronosporomycetes; Peronosporales; Peronosporaceae
Exons: 5
Coding region: 1-1551 (516 amino acids)
Source: RefSeq, a predicted model, not a curated record
AUGGAGGCUGAACGCAGGGCCCAGGAGGAGGCUGAACGCAGAUCGCGUGAAGCCGAAUGGUACCCUGAGGUCCCAGCGUACUCCGGCCCAGUUGAGCCAGUGGACUACGCGACAGUGCACGAGGAUCACCUCUUGCGCGCGCGUCCAGACGUCGCUGAAGUGGCCACUGAGCUCGCGAAGCAGCAGUAUGAAGCGGACCGGGAAGACCUUGAGACCCGCUGGAAGGAACGCCUGAACGCGGCCGAGGCCAAGCUUCAACGCGCUUAUGCUGAACGCGCCAGCGCCGAAGCGGAGCGCUCUCACCGCGCUGAUGAAGCCGACGGUGAGAUGAAGAAGCGCUUGGACUCCGUGCAACAGACGAUUCAGAACGUACUCUUGGAGCGGGAGCGAGAACGUGCGGAACGGGAGCUCGAACGCGACACUACGCUGAACCGCCAGAAGUUCCUAGCCGACCAGAACCGCGAACUGCGUGCAACCCUCUCCCAGAACACGACCGAAGUCGGUGCUGCCCAGCUACGUGCGACCGUGGGUACGAGUCUGCCGAAGAAGGAAACUGCCGGAAGUUCCCAAGGGACGAAAACUGUGCCGACGUCGAAGAGCUCUGCAUCCAAGUCGGAAUCUGCGGCCAAGGGUUCAGCGUCAUCAGCGGCCAAGAAAAGUGUGGCCAAGAAAUCUGCGUCCAGAAGAUCAUCUUCCCGGAGGGGUACCAAGGAGGACGCAGGCCCGCCGUCUUCUGACCCAGACGACUCCGACUCAAGCUCAUCGGACUCCAGUGAUGACGAUUCAAGCUCCAGUGACUACAGUAGCAGUUCCAGCGACGACUUCGACCUGGACCUGACCACCUCGACGACGACCAAGGAAGGCACAACCGUUUGGACGUAUCGACCGUACAUCAACUACAAUGCGGUUGAGAAGUUCAGCGAAGAUGCGUCCGUGAAUGAACGUGUUGGCUGGUGGGAUAGGUUCAUCGACAUGGCUGCCCAAGGUUCCUGGCCGGACAAGGUGAAGAUUCGCCAGCUUCGUGGACGAAUGUCUUCGUCGCUCAGGGACUGGCACAACUGGAAGAAGUUGUCUCGUCGGUUCAAGGUCAUGUACUGCCGUACGACUGGUUCCUACUCUGAGCUCUACUACACCAUGAAAGGACAGAAGUUCAAGAGUAUCAGCGAAGUCGAGCAUGCGUUGAGACGCCACGAGGACAUCUGGCGCGAGGAAGGCUAUGACACUCCCCGCCACGACGUGACUUCCGCGCUGACAACGACCCGCAAUGCCGUUUCAAGGCUCGAAAGCCUGGGCGCGCUUUUGUCGCUCAAGGCUCAGAACCUGAUUCAGACUCCGAGCCUGAACGGCGUGUCCAGUUUGAAGAGCCGGAUGUUGAAGUCAAGCCGGCCGCUCAAGUGGCGCUCGCCAAGGGACGAGAGAAGAGUGCAACCCGGAUCUGCGUUCAAGGCCAAUGUCACCGCGUUCAAGCAACUCGCCGUGGCAGAGGACUUGCGAGAGCUGUGGAAGGAUUGGACACUCGAAGGAGAACUGCAGGGCAGACCUGAUCUGUGA